Messenger RNA from Salmo salar (Atlantic salmon), 5002 nucleotides. Lineage: Eukaryota; Metazoa; Chordata; Actinopteri; Salmoniformes; Salmonidae. The record is from RefSeq and is a predicted model, not a curated record.
AUGGCAACGGGAAUGCCCCCUUCCUGUCCAGGAACAUGGAGUGGCUGCAGGGUGGCCACAGCUGUCAGUGAGUCAUCAUCCAUCCACAGUGAUGCCCUGUUCGACCCGGGGCCUGGUCUGGACCGGGACAUCUCUCUGGGCUCUACAGGGCCUGGUCUGGGUCUGGACCGGGACAUCUAUCUGGGCUCUACAGGUCCUGGUCUGGACCGGGACAUCUCUCUGGGCUCUACAGGGCCUGGUCUGGACCGGGACAUCUCUCUGGGCUCUACAGGGCCUGGUCUGGGUCGGGACAUCUAUCUGGGCUCUACAGGUCCUGGUCUGGGUCGGGACAUCUCUCUGGGCUCUACAGGUCCUGGUCUGGACCGGGACAUCUCUCUGGGCUCUACAGGGCCUGGUCUGGGUCUGGACAUAGACUCCCUACAGGAGCGGACACACACACGCUACAGAAUGCAUCAUCAAUACGGCAGCCAAGACAAGAUUCCGGGUGGGGGCGUUGGUCCAGCGGCCCCCCAGGAUGGCCAAAGGUCUUGUCAGUUCUUCUCCGACGGCCGGAGGAAAGUGGACUAUGUUCUGGUUUUCUACCAACGCAAACAGAUCUCUGUGAGGGGCGGCGACCGUCUGCACCGUCUCUCCGCCCCUCCACACCCUCCUCAUCGCCUCUCCGUCGUCUCCAACGGUAGCUCCCCCCCCUCCGGCCCCGUGGGGGGUUUGGGAUGUGUUGCCGGGCAGCGGAGUGCGGGGGACGGGGAGGUGUGUGUGGACCUGGGCGUGGCCGUGGAAUUAGAGGCGAACCCAGCUGACGGAGAGAUGGUGCUGAUCAGGGAGGAGUUUGAGGCCAGGCUACUGGAGGCGGGGCUUGAGAUGGAGAGAGACACAGAGGUCAGGGUCUACGGGCCCAGCUUCACGAGACUCCAUGUCCCCUGGCCGGUCCUGAGCAGAGAGGCAGAGUUCCUCAAGAUCAAAGUCCCCACUAAGAAGAGCUAUGAUCUGAAGCAGGAGCAUGGGUUCAGUGCCAGCCUCAGUGAGUUCUGGAGGAAGGUGAACCAGCCAUUCCAGCCCAACAUCCCCCAGCCAGGCCACAGCACCACCAAGCAGCUCUCUCACUGCUUCUCCAGGGACAAACUACACUUAUUUAACAUCUCCUCUAAAGAUACCUUCUUUGACAACGCAACACGCAGUCGAAUAGUGUACGAGAUCCUGAGACGGACCCCUUGCACACGCACCUGCCAAUCUAUGGGCAUCACCACGUUAAUAGCUAAAGGUGUCUAUGACUCUGCCUUCCCUCUCCACGAUGGGGAUUAUAAGGUCGUGGGUCGCUCGGAGAGGAACGACAGACAGCUGCUGCAUGAUGAGUGGGCCAGAUAUGGAGCCUUCUACAAAUACCAACCUGUGGACCUCAUCAGGAAGUACUUUGGAGAGAAGAUCGGUCUGUACUUCGCCUGGCUGGGCGUCUACACCCAGCUGCUCAUACCGGCCUCUCUGGUCGGGAUUAUUGUCUUCUGCUACGGCUGUUACACUGUGGAUAUGGACGUACCCAGCCUGGAGAUGUGUGAUGAGCAGCAGAACUUCACCAUGUGUCCUCUGUGUGACGGAGUGUGUGACUACUGGCACCUGUCCACCGCCUGCGGCACGGCCCGCGCCUCGCACCUGUUCGACAACCCUGCUACUGUAUUCUUCGCCAUCUUCAUGUCCCUCUGGGUGGCGACGUUCCUGGAGCACUGGAAGCGUCGGCAGAUCAGUUUGAACCACAGCUGGGACCUCACAGGACUAGAGGAAGAGGAGGACCACCCGAGGCCCAAGUAUGAAACCGUCCUGCUCCAGAAGAGACAGAUGAUGAGGAACAAGGAGAAGAAGAAUGACAAGAAGAAGAAGAGGAAGAUAGAGGAGGACGUGGCGGCAGGGAAAGACAGGUGGAGACAGAGGUUACUGUCUGCUAUGAACACUGGGACAUCGACAGGUGUGGAGAAGCUGACCUGGAGGGACCGUCUCCCUGGAUACCUCAUUAACAUCUCCUCCAUCCUCUUUAUGUUCGGUCUGACGUUCUCCGCGGUUUUCGGCGUGAUCGUUUAUCGUAUCGUCGUAUCCGCCCUGAUGGCGAUGUCACCUGACCCGGAGAUCAAGUCUAACGUCCGCGUUACCGUGACGGCGACCGCCGUCAUCAUCAACCUGGUGGUCAUCCUGAUCCUGGACGAGAUCUACGGGGCCGUGGCCGUCUGGCUCACGGAGCUGGAGAUCCCCAGGACAGAGAGUAGCUUUGAGCAGCAUCUGAUUCUGAAGGUCUUCCUACUGAAGUUCAUGAAUGCCUACGCCCCCAUCUUCUAUGUAGCUUUCUUUAAGGGACGGUUUGCGGGCAGGCCAGGAGACUAUGUCUAUGUUUUUAAUGACUACCGGAUGGAGGAGUGUGCUCCUGGAGGAUGUUUAAUAGAGUUAUGUAUUCAGCUCAGCAUCAUCAUGGUGGGGAAGCAACUCAUUCAGAACAACGUGUUUGAGAUCGGCAUCCCUAAGUUGAAGAAGUUGAUCCGAGCAUGGAAGGAUAAGGGCAUUUCAUUGGAGGAGAGAGAGGAGCAGCGAGCCAGACCUCCUCAACAGUGGAACCUCGACUACACCCUGGUCCCCUUCGAAGGACUGACCCCCGAGUACAUGGAGAUGAUUAUCCAGUUUGGUUUUGUGUCUCUGUUUGUGGCGUCGUUCCCUCUGGCUCCUCUCUUCGCUCUCCUCAACAACGUCAUCGAGAUCCGCCUCGAUGCCAAGAAGUUCGUCACCGAGCUGCGACGACCGGACGCUGUCCAAGCCAAAGACAUCGGAAUCUGGUACAACAUCCUGAGUGGAAUGGGAAAGUUCUCUGUCAUUAUCAAUGCGUUCGUGAUCUCGUUUACCUCAGACUUCAUUCCCAGGCUGGUGUACCAGUACAUGUACAGUCAGACGGGCACCAUGCACGGCUUCAUAGACCACACCCUGUCUCACUUCAACGUGUCUAACUUCCGACCUGGCAACGCCCCCACCUCCUCUGAUGCAACCAUCUGCAAGUAUAAGGACUACAGAGAGCCUCCAUGGGCAGCUGAAGCCUACCAGUUCUCUAAAACCUACUGGGCCGUCCUAGCUGCCAGACUGGCCUUUGUCAUCCUCUUCCAGAACCUGGUGAUGUUCCUGAGCCUGCUGGUUGCCUGGGUGAUCCCGGACGUGCCGAAGAACAUCGGUGAGCAGCUGAAGAGAGAGAAGACUCUGCUGGUGGACGUGUUCCUCCGAGAGGAGAAGGAGAAAUUCCACCUCCUCCAGAGCCUCUUCUCCUCCAAGGACCAGCCCAGCCAGGGUCAACCCGAUACGGCCCAUUUCCGUACUCUACCCUUAGGCCUCUCUCAGGGCCUAGGCCAGCCCUCGGGCGGAGACGGAGGGGAAUCCCGUGCGAGAUGCAGGGCUGCCAGUUUCAGCCAGUUCACCAGACGGAUGUCCGCGUCUCCUAGCAACGACGCGGGCCGACAGAUGUCCAUGUCUCCGAGCAACGACGCGGCCCGACACACAGCGGUCUGACUACGCUACUGUAGCAAUUCAAUGCGAACUUUCUUUAUCCCCACAGGGGACGUUUAGCCACUAGCGUGGUAGCGACAUGGAGUCCCGAAUGCUCCUCUGCGAUCUCUCAACCCCAUGUAGACUUUGUGGUGUUCUCUUUCUGGUAACGGUGAGAUGAUGUAACACGCCGAUCGCGGACUUGUCCUUCUGGACGGAUAAUCUACAUAUUCUUGACCAUUUGUAUGUUUAUUUGCAUAAUGAGAAGUGACUGUAAAGUUAGUUCCUUUCUAAGGGGAAAACUCCUUCAGCCAGAUGGAUUUCUCUGAGAGAGCUUCCCAUGUCUGGAACACACUGCCUUCAGACAUGGGACUGCUCUUUACCACACCUUCACAAAUAACCUGAAGACAUGGCUAAAGGACAGUCAGGUGUGUGAACACAAUCCCAGCUGUAUGGACCUGCUUUCCAUGUUGUCAACAACACAAUCCCCAGCUGUGUGGACCUGCUUUCCAUGUUAUCAACACAAUCCCCAGCUGUGUGGACCUGCUUUCCAUGUUAUCAACAACACAAUCCCCAGCUGUAUGGACCUGCUUUCCAUGUUGUCAACACAAUCCCCAGCUGUGUGGACCUGCUUUCCAUGUUAUCAACACAAUCCCCAGCUGUGUGGACCUGCUUUCCAUGUUGUCAACACAACCCCCAGCUGUAUGGACCUGCUUUCCAUGUUGUCAACACAAUCCCCAGCUGUGUGGACCUGCUUUCCAUGUUGUCUACAACACAACCCCCAGCUGUGUGGACCUCCUUUCCAUGUUAUCAACACAAUCCCCAGCUGUGUGGACCUGCUUUCCAUGUUGUCAACACAAUCCCCAGCUGUGUGGACCUGCUUUCCAUGUUGUCAACACAAUCCCCAGCUGUGUGGACCUGCUUUCCAUGUUGUCAACACAAUCCCCAGCUGUAUGGACCUGCUUUCCAUGUUGUCAACACAAUCCCCUGCUGUAUGAACCUGCUUUCCAUGUUGUCUACACAAUCCCCAGCUGUGUGGACCUCCUUUCAAUGUUAUCAACACAAUCCCUAGCUGUGUGGACCUGCUUUCCAUGUUGUCAACACAAUCCCCAGCUGUGUGGACCUGCUUUCCAUGUUGUCAACACAAUCCCCAGCUGUAUGGACCUGCUUUCCAUGUUGUCUACACAAUCCCCAGCUGUGUGGACCUGCUUUCCAUGUUGUCAACACAACCCCCAGCUGUGUGGACCUGCUUUCCAUGUUGUCAACACAAUCCCCAGCUGUAUGGACCUGCUUUCCAUGUUGUCAACACAAUCCCCAGCUGUAUGGACCUGCUUUCCAUGUUGUCCCCAAAACAUCGUUGGUACUUUUUCUGUCAUUUUGUUUGGUUGCUUUUAGCGUUGUUGCUUUCUGUCUGUCUGUGUUACUGGUUAUAUGUUGCUCUGUCUGUCUGUGUUACUGGUUAUAUGUUGCUCUGUCUGUCUGUGUGUUACUGGUUAUG